CCCAAGAAAGCACGACUGCCCGUUCUGGCAGAGAUGUUAUUAUGAUAACUGGCUGAGCCUUUCUUAAUCAGGAGCACAUGAAUUUGAAUGUGUCCCUGUUUCUGUUCAGCCCUGAGGAGGCGUUUUCGUCGAACAACAAUAUGACAAAAUAUUUAGAAAUAAGCAAAAGCAACAAACCCAGAUUUUGAUUCUAUAAGAUGUGACAGGCUCUGAAAGGAUUAUGGACUGAAGCAAAGACUCAUGAAGUACACAGGGAGACCAUUUCCAGGAAUGGGAAUGCUGGAGAGUUCAAAUCUGUUUUGAGAACCACAGAGUUCCCAAAACAGGCGAUAAUACACACCGGGACGCCAAACAACAAUCCUCCGGAGCUUAAGACUUUUAUCGCCUUCCAGAGUUUUUGUGGGAAUCACAGAUCCUCUCUGACACCUCCAGCUCUCUAGUUUUCUUUUUUCAUUGGGUGGUAGUCAAAUCACCCUGUGUUUGUGGUUUACAUUUCCUAAAUCCUGUCUUCAUUGAGAACAUGAAGCGCCCCAUCAUGGCUUAAGUUGAACUAAAUCUGAAAAGUGAGGGCACGUGGUAUUCGCUGUUUUUCUGCAAUGGAUGUUUUUUUAGUUUUUUUUUUUCUGUUCCACCACUGUGACUUCAUCCAGCCCGUGUGAGAAGAUGUCGAAAAGCUGGUGUUGAUCUUGCGAUGACAUGCCUCAAAAACAUAGCUGUGCUUUAUUGUUUUAAAUGAAACCAAAUGAGGAGAUAUUUUGUUGUCAUGGUCACACACUCACCCCGAUUGGCAUUCAGCUGAGCAGACAGUGUAUGAUUUAAAGAUGGGACUAAGACAGAGGAAUGUGUACUGUUUCACUCACCUCUGAACAAUGUUUUAAAGGAAGACUUCACCCACAAAAUGACCAUUCGUAUAUUAAUUACUCACCCUGUGUCACCUUGAAAACAUGGGGGAAAAAGGUGUUCUUCCUCCAUAGUAAACGAAGAAUCCAAAAAGAGAAAAUUCUUGACGUCAUAGGGGUCCACGUUUAACAACAGCAAAACUAUAUCAAAACAUCUGCUUACAAACUCUCACACAACUCGUGCAGUAUAAUACAAGUCUCGUUUAUCCAGCUGUACACCUACACACCUGGGGCAAGCGCGUAUUUGAACUCUUCAAAUGCGCAUGCUCGCCCAGGUGCCUACUCCUAUGUGUAAGUGUUUUGAGUAGUGAUUUUUUUUUUUUUUUUAAACAAAAAUGCAUGUGUUUGGGAAGUACUGAGUAUACAACUGGAUAAAUGACAUCUAGAUUAUACAGCAUGAGUUGUGUGAGAUGUUUUGAUAUACCAUAAAACAUCAAUUAAAAGCCUAGUCCCAUAAUGCCCAGUCCUUUUUACUAGCCUGCUGUGGCUACACAUUUUGACGAAUAAAGGCCCGUCUCUAUUAGAAGCCUGGUGUGGUUGCCAAGCAGUUCAUUUUUACAGAGGUUCUUUGGAUAUAUAAAACCGGACUGUUGACGACCCACUUGAGCUAACAUUAGUUAGCUGCUUAGAUCAUACAUACAAAUAUACAUUUUUUACACUGGUCGAUAUGGAGAUGCUACACAUCGUUAGCUUGGUUGAUUUUAUUUUACUGAAACAACGAGCACAAGAGAAGACCGAAAGUCAUUCAGAUUUAACGGCAUGACGAAAAAUAAGUGGUGACUCUGUUCCUCUGAAGCUGUCAUAAAGUCAGAAUACGUGUCCAUUCCUCGAUUACCCGGUAAGUUAUUUAUAUUCCUGUAGUCCAUAGGGAUCCACUGAUCAAAAGAAUCAAACGUGUUUUUCAUAAAACUUAAUCCAAGUUCUAAGUAUUGUUUUAAGAGGAUAAAGUUGUGCUGUGUCAGUAUGCAGGUUGCCGUGAAACAAGUGUCGUAACACAUAAUUGAUAUGUUUUCCAAAGCCUAAUUUUUAUACAAGUAAUAUUCAUACGAGUUCAAAGAAACUAUUUGAUCCUAUUUCCCAUCUUUGCUGAGCAAGAGUUUUGUGUAACAAGAAUAUAUAGACACCUGUCCCAAAUAAAGGCCUCUUGAUUUCAGUGAUUUAAGCAAAUAAUAGCCCGGGCUAUUGAUUAAAGUUUUAUGAUAGUUUUUCUGUUGUUAAACGUAGCUCCCCCUUUCACUGCAAUUCAUUCAUUAAUGUUCACCCUUUUUGGAUUCUUCGUUCACGGUGGAGGCAUGCCAGAAAAACUGUUUCUUCACGAAUUCAACAACACAUGGGCUCUCUCACCCAGACUGGAGUCUCCACAUGGGUCCAUGUGAGUAACCUUUAUGGAGACGACUUCUGAAAGGCUCAUCGCGGGGUUUGGGAUGUGAUGCAAGGUGUCUUUGCUGACUGGAUCCAUGGUGAACUGAAGGUGAAGGAAAAUGCGCAUAUCAUCAUUAAUUUGGAUUCUGCACCUCAUGUAUCUUACGAAAGGCCUUGAUGACACAAGACGUAGCUCUUCCAUGAACAGACUGUGUCCGGCAGGUUGUGCGACGUGCUCAGCCCUGAACGGCUGUCUGUCCUGUAAACCUCGCCUCUUCUUCCACCUGGAGCUGGACGGGAUGCGGCAAAGGGGCACCUGUCUGUCCUCCUGUCCCCGGGGUCACUAUGGCACACGCUCUCCGCACAUCAGCACCUGCACCAGGUGCAAAGAAGACUGCGCUUCCUGUUUCAGCGAAAAUUUCUGCACACAUUGUCACCCGGGUCACUUCCUGUUCCGGGGCAAAUGUGAAAACAGCUGUCCAAAUGGGCUGACGCCAAACGCAGUGCUGCGAGAAUGCACAGAGUGCUCUCCAGGCUGUGAGGUGUGUGUGAGGAGGAACGUGUGUGUGAGGUGUAGAGCAGACCUGUACUUCCUCCACAGUCAGUGCCAUCUCACCUGCCCGACGGUGUUUGAACCUGAUGUGCAGCUUAUGCAGUGCGUCCCCCGAGUGCACUGUGAGGUCGGGGGAUGGACAGCUUGGGGUCCAUGUGUUCGGAAAAAGAGAAAGGGGGCGUACAGGAGGGGACAGGAGACACGUAUACGACAGGUUCUGCGGUCUCCAAGUGUCCACGGGGACCCCUGCCCACAUGUGUCAGAGGCCAGGAAGUGUGUCAUCAAAAAGAGGCCGAAGAGUCAACGUAGGUUGUAGUAGCUGGAACAAGAGUGCCUUAAAGGCCAUUUGUAGAUAUCGCAGAGACAUUCCACUUGUUAUUGCACAUUUUAUAUCAGCUGAUUAAAAUAUUGUAAAUUGUAAAGAUGUACUCAUCUAAAAUAAAACUCAUUUUUCUAUGCAAUCAAACAGAACAUACUUGACUGUGAUAAGGUUAUGUUACCUCAUCAUUCUGCUGUGGGAAAAAAAAAUAUCUGGAUUGUUUGUAUUUCUCUAA
This is a messenger RNA of Epinephelus fuscoguttatus (brown-marbled grouper), 3368 nucleotides long. RefSeq names its product R-spondin-3-like. The coding region runs from base 2381 to 3130 and encodes 249 amino acids. NCBI's taxonomy places the organism in Eukaryota, Metazoa, Chordata, Actinopteri, Perciformes, Serranidae. The record is from RefSeq and is a predicted model, not a curated record. The transcript has 6 exons.